AUGGUGGACGCUGUCCCGCUCUCUUUCGAGGAGAAGAUGCUGCGGUUGCUGCGGCACCGUGCGGAGCAGCACCAGCUGCCGCUCGGCUACAUGCGCUGUCCGCUGAACCCUGCGCAUCAGGUCCCCGUCGCCGCCAUCGUGACGCACCUCGAGAAGACACACCAGCAGGACGCGUUGGCCCUCGCACCUGGCGCAAUGUAUGGCCGCAACACGUACGACCGUCGUCGUGAGUUUCUCAGGGAGCAGCUGCAUUGCUCGGAUGGGGGUGGAGGUGAUCGUGGUGGGUCUGCUGCUGCUGCUGCUGCUAAUGGCCGUAGAAGGCGUCACAGAAGCCGCCAGCGUCGACAUCACCACCACCAUAAUCAUCACUGUGACUCAAGUCGCUCGUCGUAUGAGUCCGAUGGCUCCUAUUGUUCAUCGUCACGAGAUUCGUCUUGUCGCGGGCGACACAAGCCCUCCCGGCAGCGGCGACGCCACGAGACUGACAAAACGCGGACGGACGCACCGCAUACGAAAGGUGGUUCCGUCACGCCUGUGUUGUGUGGUACAGGGAUGCUGCCAACAGCUGAAGCGACUACAGUGCUGAUAGGGCGCUGCGCGCUCGGCUAUUCUAUUGCGCGGAAACCCUUCAUGCAGUACUUGCAGCAGUUCGGUCCCCUGCUGCGGUGCGAUAUGCAGGUGAAAACUGCGACGUUCACAGUGGUGUAUGAGACAGUGGAGGCGGCCUCGCGUUGCCUCGCCGCGAGCUUUCCGUGUGUCAUCAUCGACGGCGUCACUGUGGAGUUGCAUCCUGCAGCGCCUAGGGCUGCAGCAAGCAUGGCCACUCUGCCAGACGUACAUGUGGCAGGGAAUGUGAUGCCUCCUGCACGUCCCACCUAUGGAUGCACAGAGCACGUGCCGCAGCCUCCACCUCCACCUCCACUCCCACCGUCACCGCCACCGCUGCCACCACCAAUGAUUCCGCAGCAGCAACAGCAGCCCCCCCAGCGUCGGCAACUAGAGCUGCAAGCGCCCUCUGUUAUUACAGUUGGUGGGAAGCCUGUGGGGGUGGCGAUGCCUGGGGACAGUUGUGCUGGCAAUAUUCUCCCAGACCGGAGUUCCACAAUGAAUCCACCCAAAUGUGUCUUCAUAGCGAAGUUAAAUAAGGGCAAUAAAGAGAAUGUGGAUGAGCGAUACGUUUGGGAAGAGCUAUCACGUUUUGGUGUUGUCAAAAACAUCAAUGUGGUCGGACCGCGCUUGAUUGUGGAGUAUGCAUCUCAGGGGAGUGUCGAUACACUCACGCGGGCACUGCAGAAAGGAACGACUUUGAGUUCCUACUGCUCCCCUCUUGGCCGCGAGGAAGAGACGAAAGGCUUGUCAUCUGUGUAA
This is a messenger RNA of Trypanosoma grayi, 1368 nucleotides long. RefSeq lists its product as hypothetical. Gene Ontology annotation, molecular function: nucleic acid binding. The record is from RefSeq and is a predicted model, not a curated record. Lineage: Eukaryota; Euglenozoa; Kinetoplastea; Trypanosomatida; Trypanosomatidae. The transcript has a single exon. The coding region runs from base 1 to 1368 and encodes 455 amino acids.